AUACUCUUUUCUUUAAUUUGUCUGUAUCGUGCGAGGUUGGCAGAUACACAUUCAGUAGUGUUUUUCUUUUGACUAAACGGGGAGGGUUAUACAGUUUGUUCCAUGAUGAAGAACUUGUUCAACUUUCCAUUAAUACUUCUUCAUACGUUCAUAUGGCUAGGAAACUUUCAGUAUUCCAAUACAGCGGAAUCUGAACCACCCCUUGUGUGCGAAGAAAACCAGUUCAAAUGCAUGAGGCGAUGUAUCCCAAUGAGUUGGAGAUGUGACGGAGACUACGAUUGUAUAGAUGAGGAUGAUAAAACAGAUGAAGCAAAUUGUCAAAAGAAAUCUUGCACCAGUGAACAAUUUAGUUGUGGUAAUGGGGAAUGUAUCCCAAUCAGCUGGCGCUGUGAUGGUUCUCCAGACUGUGCUAAUGGUCAUGAUGAAACCUGUAAUGCCCCAACCUGUGCAAGUGAUGCAUUCAGAUGUGACAACAACAAGUGUGUCAACAACAAAUGGAGAUGUGAUAUGGAUGAUGACUGUGGUGAUAAUAGUGAUGAAAAAGCAUGUCCUGAUGUGACUUGCACUGCCGAUGAGUUCCAGUGUUCAGACAAGCAGUGUAUUGAUAAAUUGUGGCAGUGUGAUGGUGAUGCCGAUUGUAAUGACCAGAGCGAUGAAACCAACUGCACAACCAAAAUUGUUACUAUUUGUAAAUUGGAUACAGAAUGGGAAUGUCUCACUGGUGAACAGUGUAUCCACAAUUCCUGGAAAUGUGACGGGGAUGAAGAUUGUUUGGAUGGGUCAGAUGAGUUGCACUGUACAACCACCUGUCGACCUGAUCAAUUCAAAUGCAAUAACAGUGGCUGCAUCUACCACACCUUGAAGUGUGACGGUUACAUUGACUGCAUGGAUGGAUCAGACGAAUCAAAUUGUCCGGCACAACAAAGUCAAUGUCCCAGUGAUAAAUUUGACUGCUACAAAAAUGGAUCCUUAUGUAUUGAGGCCACCAAGCUGUGUGAUAGCAGAAAGGACUGUGCUAACUUCGCUGAUGAGGAUAAUGAACUCUGUGCAUCAAAUCCAUGCCACUUGAACAACGGGGGUUGUAUACACACUUGUAUCCCCACUGGCGUUAAGAACAGGCGGUGUGACUGUUUGGAUGGCUAUCGUUUAGUUGGCAAUACAUCCUGUGAAGAUGUAAACGAAUGUGAUCAAUGGCCUCCAGGCUGCUCACAGAAGUGUGUUAAUGAGAAAGGGUCUUACAAAUGUGAAUGCAUGUCAGGCUAUUUCCCAGAACUGCUAGAUGACGGCCAGCAUGUUUGCAAAGCCACUGGUGGGAGGCCUUGGUUGUUGUUUGCUAACAGACAGGGCAUCAGGAGACUGGAAGUGGACACCAUGAUUCUUCAACCAGUCGUUGGUGAUCUCCACAGUGCCAUUGCUGUGGACUAUGACUAUCAUAGUAAAGUGGUUUACUGGUCUGACAGUCACGAAGAGAAAAUAAUGAAGGCAAACAUGACAGAGAAAGGAGAGACCAAUGAUACAGGCAUACCCGUUAUCAGUAGUGGUGUCAAGACUCCAGAUGGAAUUGCUGUAGACUGGAUUUAUCACCAUCUAUACUGGACCGAUACUGGCUAUAACACCAUUGAAGUUGCUGCUGUUGAUGGGUCCAUGAGAAAGAUCCUCGUAGAUAAAGAUCUGGAUGAGCCAAGAUCUAUUGCAGUUGAUCCAGAGAAUGGGUGGAUGUACUUCUCUGAUUGGGGGAGAGUUCCUAAGAUUGAACGCAUUGGAAUGGAUGGUAACCCAGCCAGUAGAAAUGUUCUUGUACAGAAAGAUAUUGAAUGGCCAAAUGGUUUAACCUUGGAUUAUGCUAGUGAAAGAAUAUAUUGGAUUGAUGCUAAAAUGAAGAGCAUAUUUACUGCCCGUCUAGAUGGUAAAGAAGUCAAAAGGAUUCUGCACAAUGCUGAACAAAUCCUCCACCCAUUUUCCUUGACUGUGUUUGAGGACUUUGUUUACUGGACAGAUUGGUCAUCUGAGGCCAUCCGUAAAGUUCACAAGUUUACAGGAGAAGAUUACCAUCAACUGGCCCUUGGCCUGAGAGCUCCAAUGGACAUCAAAGUUUAUCAUGAGCAAAGGCAGUUACACAGUCGCAAUAAAUGUGGAGUCCUUAAUGGUGGUUGCUCCCAUCUGUGUUUGCCAGUCCCAGUCUCAAUUGAUGCAAAAGGAUAUGCAUGUGCUUGCCCAGAUAGCAUAGACCUAUUGAAUGGAAAACAAUGUAAAGACAAUGUUCAGUCCCAGAAUACCACAACUGCCGAUAUCGAUACAACCACAUCGUCUUCAGUCGACUUAACAACAGUGAGUGAAACCACAGAUGUUGUCACAUCAGCAACACCAGACAGCGAAACAACAGUGAGUGAAACCACAGGUGUUGUCACAUCAGCAACACCAGACAGCGAAACAACAGUGAGUGAAACCACAGAUGUUAUCACAUCAGCAACACCAGACAGCGAAACAACAGUGAGUGAAACCACAGAUGUUAUCACAGCGACAACAUCAGCCGUCACCGCGGCAAAUGAAUCCACAGAUGUGAUCACAACACCAGAUCCAACUACAACAGAUAAUCCAGUCACAACUUCAGCGACGGAAACUGCAAUUUCCAUACCAAAUACGACAGGCGUCACAGCAGUUCCAACUAAAGUCACAGCCAAACAUGAAUCUCAUAAACCUUUGGCAACAACUACCAAAGCUCCAUCUAAACCUACGGCAACAACCAUCAAAGCUCCAUCUGGUAUCAGCACUGAAACUCCAUACUCAAUUGUGACUCCAGGAAAAACAAAUAAUGAAACGGUCAUACGGAAAUCAACAGAUAGUCCAGUUGGAACAGUGGCAGUGAUAGCCAUUGCAGUGGUGCUUGGUUUAGCGGUUAUCAUUAUUGGAUGUUUCAUUUACCGAAAGUAUACAAAGAAAAACAAAGAGAGCAUGAAUUUUCAUAACGCAGUCUAUACAACGGAAGAAUCUGUGCGCAUACAAAGAGACUCGGCCUUGGAGCCAAUGGAUGCCGACUCUAUGGAGGUCUGAUGUUCAGGAAACGUUUAGUGACAUUUCAUUUAUGAUCAUGACAAGGACAGUGUUUAAGUCUGUUCUCAUUUUAGCAGGAGUGGAAUACAAAUUGUGUAGAUUAGUGGGUACUUUCUCUCUAAUUCAGGCCUACAUUCUGUUUCCAUGACAGACUAUGCUAAAGAUGAAAUUUAGAUGUUGCAUCGAAAUUACAUUUUUAUAUGCCCAUCUUUAGAUAGGGCUUUUCAGCUGGAUUAGUGUACCGUGACCUACUUUCGAGCUAAAAGUAUGUCAAACAUUUUUCUGGACUUUUUUCCUUACGGAUACAGAUAUUGCCCUGAAAUUUAGUCACAAGCUUCCUCUCGAAGGAAUACAAUUGCAGUUAGCAUUUCAGCUGGAUUGGUGCACCAUGACCUACAUUAGGGAUAGAAGUAGAUAUAAUAAUUUUCCAGAUUUUUACCGGUAUGGUCACAUUGCCCUGAAAUUUUGUCACAACCUCCCUUUCAGCGAAAUACUUAAUCAGUUCACAUUUCAACUUAAUUGGUGCACCAUGACCUAAUUUAAAGCUAAAAGUAGAUUAAAUGGUUUCCUGGACUUUUUCUCUUCAUAGAUACAGGUAUUGCACUGAUAUUUUGUCACAACCUUCCUCUCAGAGAAAUACAUAAUCAGUUCACAUGUCAGAUGGAUUGGUGCACCAUGGCCCACUUUAAGGCUUUUCGAUUCAGAAUGUGUGUUGUAUCAAUUCAGAGUGCACAAUAUGCUUCCAGGUUGAAUUUCACUGUCCGACAGGUGUAUGUUGUACCAUUGCGGUACUCUUGUUGAUAAUAUAGGAAGGUAUAAACUGCAACACUUAAUACCUGUAUACUUCAUGAAGUGCGUUAGCACUUUGUGAAAGGUAUGUCUGUGCAGUUUAUACCCUGAAGUAUUUUUUGAUUUCCUUCAAGAACCACUGGGUCAGUAUCAACCAACUUUCAUUCAAAGCAUCCCUAUGUGAGAGGGGUUUCAACUUUGUUUAAACGAAGUACUAAACCCCUUUAAAAAGGGAGAUAAGUAACAAAUAGAAAAAGUAGGGUGUGGUGUACUUAAAAAAAUUAAGAUCCAGAAAAAGAUUAUAGCUGCAAACUAAGGAUUCAAAACUGCUCAUACUAUUGUAACGUGUAGUAGUCACCUAUCCAAGGGCUGGUCAUGCUCGUUGUUGCUUAACUUAAAUGAUCAAGAGAGAGACUUUUAAUACCACAUCACUAUUUUGGCACUUCUUCACCAAGGGCAUCCGCCGUUCCCGACGACAACCACCCGGACAAAUCUGUACAUGAAUACGGAGUCCUCAAGCUCUUACUACAAGUUCCCUCUAUACUGUCCACUACACUAUGAUGGAAGAAUAUUUUUCUUAUGAACGACAAGGGUAAAUAUAAACACUCAAAUAUGCAAGUGUCCUCGUAUAAUUAUACCCACCACAAAGUAGACAUGAUUUGUCCACAGAAUAUCUACACCAAUGAACGGAUUUGAUGAAAACUACACUAUAUAUUUUAUAUCAAUAAUGAAUGAUGUGCACCUAUUAUUUCAAUUGGGAUUUUUUUUAAAUUUAAGAAAGUUA
Ostrea edulis (European flat oyster) is the source of this 4624-nucleotide messenger RNA. Its product is annotated as low-density lipoprotein receptor-related protein 4-like. The record is from RefSeq and is a predicted model, not a curated record. Bases 103 to 3051 code for a protein of 982 amino acids. The transcript is spliced from 15 exons. Lineage: Eukaryota; Metazoa; Mollusca; Bivalvia; Ostreida; Ostreidae. Gene Ontology annotation, molecular function: protein binding; calcium ion binding.